Molecule: messenger RNA, 1437 nt
Organism: Naegleria lovaniensis
Lineage: Eukaryota; Heterolobosea; Eutetramitea; Acrasida; Naegleriidae
Exons: 3
Coding region: 1-1437 (478 amino acids)
Biological process (GO): sodium ion transport; proton transmembrane transport; regulation of pH
Cellular component (GO): membrane
Molecular function (GO): sodium:proton antiporter activity
Source: RefSeq, a predicted model, not a curated record
AUGCUUGUAAUAAUAUUUAGUACCUAUGUUUUUCUGGAAUUUAAAAUUAAUAUUUUACCAGACAGUAUUGUUGUAAUAGUCAUCGGAAUGAUAAUGGGAUUAAUUAUUCGACAAUGGGGAAUGGCAGGUGCGGCUACAUUUAAACUCGAAAGCGACUUUUUCUUUUUGUUUUUGUUGCCACCAAUCAUUUUUGAGAGCGGAUACAAUCUUUCGAAGGGAAACUUUUUCGGUAAUAUUAUCAGCAUACUAUGGUAUGCAGUGGCUGGCACAAUUAUCUCCACCAUAGUCAUUGGUGUUGGAAUUGGAAUUUUCGGAAUUGUUCCAUGGAUUGACUCCUUUGCUUUUGCUAGUUUAAUAUCAAGCGUUGACCCUAUUGCAGCCCUUACUGUUUUUAAUGGAAUUAAGGAAGAUUUAGGAGAGAGAAAAACUGCCAAAAUUUCCAUGCUAAUUUUUGGAGAAAGUACAUUGAAUGAUGUAGCCGCCAUGUUGCUGUUCAGGUCUUUUGACACAUAUGCUAGAUUUCCAUCUUCUGCAAAUAUUUCUUUCUCUGCUUCUGCAAUUUCUUUCAUGAAUCAUUUACUGCUCUCAUUCUUUGGGUCUCUAAUUAUUGGAGUCUUAGUUGCCCUUCUUUCAGCUUUAAUUUUCAAAUACUUUCAUUUCUACAAGUAUCCAUCGUUAGAACUCACAUUGAUGGUUAUCACAUGUUAUGUACCCUAUGUGUUGGCUGAAGGCUUGGAGCUGUCUGGAAUUUUGUCUCUGCUUUCGAGCUCUAUUAUUAGCAGUCACUACACACGACUCAAUUUAAGCAAGAGAACACAAAUUACCAUUGACCAUGCUUUAAUGAUGUUUUCCUAUAUUUGUGAAACCAUCGUCUUUCUCUAUUUGGGACUUGCUACAUUCACUUAUAAUCACAGAUUUCACUUUGGAAUGAUUGUAUUGGCCAUUAUACUUUGCAUUUUAGGCAGAAUUGCCAACAUUGUUCCAAUAUCCUAUCUGUUGAAUACUUUCUUCAGUGCCAAUAUAAGUAAAAAGGCACAAGUAAUUUUGACCUGGUGUGGCAUGCGAGGAGUGAUAUCUUUAGCUUUGGCGAUGAGUCUUACUGAAACUCAGUACAAAAACACCAUUGUAACCACAACUCUAGUCAUUGUAUUACUAUCUAUUCUAGUAUUUGGUGGUGGAAUGUCUCCUUUCAUUAGAAAAGUGUAUACCAUGUCAGACAUUCCAUUUUUGAAUGAGCCCACAGACGUUUCCUCAUCUUCAGAACUAUUAGUACAAGAAGAAGAGUCCAUAAUUGUUAAGCUAGAUCAAGAAUAUUUCCUUCCUUUCUUCACAGGAGCCAGCACAUCAAAAGAUGCCUACGACCGUGUGACCGACAAGACAACAGCUAAGCAAUUAGAAAGAGCUGAAGUUCAAACUAGUGACUCUGAAGAUGCAUAG